This is a messenger RNA of Peniophora sp. CBMAI 1063, 651 nucleotides long. The record is from the annotation of a GenBank genome assembly. Lineage: Eukaryota; Fungi; Basidiomycota; Agaricomycetes; Russulales; Peniophoraceae.
AUGUCUGAGCAAGAGCCCCUGCUACCAGUAUCAGAACACAACGCAUCGGACGCCCAGCAAGAUGUCGGUCCGAAGUUGAAAGAGCGCGUCGCUGCGUUUCUUGAGCACCGUAGGACUCACCAGCUGGUCAUUCUACUGACUCUACUGGACACCGCCAUAGUACUAGCGGACCUCUCGUACACCUUACUUUCACCUGGCUGCGAACCUCCGAGCGAUGAGAACGGCCCUCUGUGGCUUGACGUUCUAUCGUACAUAUCACUGGCUAUAACAUGCUUCUUCUUCAUCGAGAUACCCCUCACAAUAUGGUGCUUCGGAUGGCAGCAUUACAAUCCCUUUGGCAAGGUGCCACAUCGCGGUCUUCACUUCUUCGAUGCGGCCGUCAUCGUUACCACCCUCGUGCUUGAGUUUGCGCUCAGAGGGAAAGAGCGUGAGCUGGCCGAGCUGCUAAUCGUACUACGUCUGUGGCGGUUGGUGAAAGUCGUCGAAGGGGUUGCUGUCGGAACUGGCGAGAUGCAAGAAGAGUCUGGGGCAGAGACUGAGCAACUGCGAGAAGAGGUGCAGAAACUUCGCGACGAGCUUUCUGCGAUGCAACAAGAGAAUAUGUCGCUGCGUACCCAGCUGGCCGAUUUGCAGGGUAACACUGUGUCGUGA